Rhodamnia argentea is the source of this 1859-nucleotide messenger RNA. RefSeq names its product F-box only protein 6. Bases 102 to 1481 code for a protein of 459 amino acids. The transcript is spliced from 2 exons. The record is from RefSeq and is a predicted model, not a curated record. Gene Ontology annotation, molecular function: protein binding. NCBI's taxonomy places the organism in Eukaryota, Viridiplantae, Streptophyta, Magnoliopsida, Myrtales, Myrtaceae.
AGAUGGUGGAUGCGGUGGCGAUUUGCGGCGGAGCCACCGCAGAAGGUGGCGUGUAGAGCCGAUUGACGACUUUUUUUGCCCUUUUUCCUCCAGGGAGGGGCAUGGAAGUGGAGCUGGCCAUGCUGAGACAUUUCAUAGGUCAGCUUGAAGAGCUCUGCGAACUCUACGGCUCUCCCUAUCAUCACCACCUUCCCGACACCGAACCUCGCCCCCUCCUCCAUCAACACCUCAAUCGCAGGUGGCACUCUCUUGAUAUUGAUGAAAGUUCUCCAGAAUUCUGUAGCCCCGUAAUGGCCGCUGGAAAGUCCAGAGGAAUCAAAAGCGUAGAUCCCUGCAAGCUUCCCCCUUCCAAGAAAUCUCGAAAAGAGCGCAACCAGGGUAAGUCUGCAAAUAAUGACAAAUCAGCCGAGGUUAUGGAACAAGAAAUCUGGAGAGAAUUCCCAGAAGACCUUUUCGAAGCUGUUAUUGCAAGACUUCCUAUCGCGACAUUCUUUCGCUUCCGUGCUGUGUGUCGGAAGUGGAACUCAUUACUCUGCUCGCAGAGUUUCUCUCAGCAUUGUGCCCAGGUUCAACAAGAUUAUCCAUGGUUUUACACUAUCACUCAUGAGAAUGUGAAUUCUGGGGUCAUGUAUGAUCCUUCCUUGAAGAAAUGGCAUCAUCCCACUAUCUCUUCUCUGCCUGCAAAUAUAAUUGUGUUGCCAGUUGCCUCUGCCGGGGGGCUUGUCUGCUUUCUUGACAUUGGUCACAGAAAUUUCUAUGUCUGUAACCCUCUUACUCAGUCUUCCAAAGAGUUGCCAGCUAGAUCCAUUAAAGUCUGGUCUCGCAUUGCAGUGGGGAUGACCCUGAAUGGAAGUUCCGCCACUGGGGGCUAUAAGAUAAUGUGGCUGGGGUGCAAGGGGGAGUAUGAGAUUUACGACUCGGUGAAGAACGCUUGGCUCCGUCCUGGAACUAUGCCGCGGAAUAUCAAGCUCCCAUUAUCGCUGAACUUCAGGUCACAGGCAGUUUCCAUUGAUGACACCCUGUACUUCAUGCGCUCAGAUCCGGAAGGGAUCGUGUCCUACAACAUGGUCACCGGAAUCUGGAAGCAGUUCAUUAUACCGGCCCCGCUUCAUAUGACUGACCACACACUCGCCGAGUGUAGGGGGCGUAUCAUGCUGGUAGGUCUUCUUACCAAGAACGCUGCCACGUGUGUAUGCAUAUGGGAGCUGCAGAAGAUGACGCUCUUGUGGAAGGAGGUUGACAGAAUGCCAAAUAUAUGGUGCUUGGAGUUCUACGGAAAGCACGUUAGGAUGACUUGCUUGGGCAACAGAGGUUUGCUCAUGUUGUCAUUGAGGUCUAGACAAAUGAACAGACUGGUAACUUAUGACAUGUCGAGCAAGGAAUGGCUGAAGGUGCCCGGGUGCGUGGUGCCACGCGGGCGGAAGAGGCAGUGGAUAGCAUGUGGUUCUGCCUUCUAUCCUUGCUUAACCGCUGCUGCUUGAGCCAAUUUCCUUUGCGUCUGGCAGCCAUGGCUUGUUCAGAUUAGGGAGUCGAUUUGGUUUCUUAUUUUGGUUGAUUGGCUGUAUGUUUAAGCUGCUAGGUUUUUCUGUGGCUCGCUUUCUAUGUUGUACUCGUCCAGUAGGAAUACCAUUGGGUUAGCCACAUGAUCUACGUGCUUUGUUCAUGUACAAACAUAUGCGGACAAAUAACUCCAAUCAUCAGAAAACAUAUUCCCGUACUUCUGUUGUCUUUCUGUUUCAGGUUGGUGAGACUUAUAUUGAAAGUGAACUGACGGGUUCUGAAUGUAAUUUGUGCUACGAUGUUGUAUAAGAAUGAGGUGAAUUUCAUCUAAGGAGACAGUGAAUCUGAUGUUUGUUGGA